Messenger RNA from Nerophis lumbriciformis (worm pipefish), 1929 nucleotides. Lineage: Eukaryota; Metazoa; Chordata; Actinopteri; Syngnathiformes; Syngnathidae. The record is from RefSeq and is a predicted model, not a curated record.
AUGGACUCCAGGUCUCUCGGACUUCCCUUUAGCCUGUCCGCUUCAAAAUCGUCGCGCGCAUCGACGUCUGGAUCAGCAUCAUCGUCGUCUUUGUCAUCGUGGGGCUCUAACCGGUCUUACAGCCGGGAAACGCAGUCUCAUCAUGACCGCUUUCCGAGGGCAUCGUCGUACAAAACCGAUGUGGACGUAAUGAGUUCUGGCUUUCGGAGUUCAUCCAGAGACUACGGCACAUCCGACUCCUACAGCAGCAACUGGAAGUUGCGAUCCUCUCUUGCGUUAUCCGGACGAUCUUGUGAAAGCCCGUUGGCGGAACCUGCGGUCGGCAGGAGUAAACUGAAGGACCUGGACGCGAACUACGGCCUUAAUAGCGUGUUUACCAACAUUGAUGACGGUGAGAAUAAGCGGGCCAAGGUGACCUACAGAAACAGAGGGCUGUACCCGACAACGUCCAGCACCUCACUUGCGGGAUCGCUCUACUCUAGUAGUGGGCUUACCAAUGUCCGCGCAGGUGUUACAGAGAAACACGGCGAGCCGCCAGAAUCAUCUUGGAUCUCAAAGCGCUUUCCGCCGCGAUCUUCAGCUUCCGCUUCGAGGCCGUUGGCGUCGUUGCGCCGAGAGUCAGAGACGCGUACUGAGCCCGCUUUGCCGGGGCUGCGGGAAAGACCCACAAGAAUCCACGAACUGACGUCAUCUUUGUAUCAAACUGAGCGUCUGACCUCCGCUUACGCCCAAGGUGCUCGUCCCAAGGAUCCGUCCUACUCCUCUUACGGCCUCACGACCGCCCGGGAAAGCGCCCCAGCUGGUCACGUUGCCGCCCCCCGCUUCUCUGCGUCGCGGGACUACUCAGUCAGACCAUCAUCAACAAGCUUCUCGAACGCCUCGUACGGUCGCACCUCGCCCGAAGAAGUACCCUCCUCCCGCCGAGCGGAAGCCCCGCCACCUCCACGACGCGACUCCGAGGGACGCCGCCUUUUAUCCGCCCUCCUCUUGUCCCGCGCUGGCCGAGACUCUUCGUCAAGCGGGGGUUCUUCGGACAGCGAUGAAGUGGAGAAUGCCAACGAGCCGGACAGAGAGGCUGCCUCCGGCGGGUGGCACGGAGCCCCAGCGAGGAGCGGCGGAAACUCUGGUCCUUCUCUCCCCUCUUGCCUCCAAAGACGAGAAGAGCGCACGCUUCGGCUUCCUCAGCACUUGCUAAGAAGGUGGGACGACCUGGAACGGAGGACGCCUCGGAGUGACGACGACAUCGAAGAGAGACGAGGGGCGGCCGCUUCUGACCGCUCUGAGGAGCCCCGUCCUCGUGAGCCGGAGGAAGACAGGUCCCCUCGAACCAAGGAAAAUUUAGUGGACCUCAUGUUGCGCCGUAGGGUGACGCGGAUUCAAAACGCGGUGGCUGAGAAUUCGCAAGGUUGCGCCGACACCCAGCAGGAGAAGCUCCGCCUUAUUAAGGAGAGACUGCUGCUGGAAGAUUCCGACGAGGACGAAGGAGAUUUAUGCCGAAUCUGCCAGAUGGGAGAGGCAUCAGCGUCCAACCCUUUGAUCCAACCGUGCCGAUGUACUGGAAGUCUGCAGUACGUCCAUCAGGACUGCAUCAAAAGAUGGCUCUGCUCCAAAAUUGGCUCAGGUACGAAUUUGGAGGGCAUCACAAAUUGCGAACUCUGCAAGGAGAAGUUGCGCUUGAACAUCGACAACUUUGACAUCCAGCAGCUCUACAGGACACGCGCACAGUCGGAUUAUGACAACUUCAUCAGCAGUGGUCUCUAUCUGGUGGUCCUGUUGCAGUUUUUUGAGCAGAGGUUCUCCGAUGUCCUGGGGGCCAUCGACGCAGCGGGGGUCCUCAAGAGGAACCAGAUGGCCGACCUUCUAUCGAUUUCUCCGACCUGGACGACGAUCUCGACGAGGAGUACUAAGGGCGAUCAGCCAUCCCGCUAA